Molecule: messenger RNA, 2177 nt
Organism: Haliotis rufescens (red abalone)
Lineage: Eukaryota; Metazoa; Mollusca; Gastropoda; Lepetellida; Haliotidae
Product: XK-related protein 4-like
Exons: 3
Coding region: 84-1730 (548 amino acids)
Biological process (GO): apoptotic process involved in development; engulfment of apoptotic cell; phosphatidylserine exposure on apoptotic cell surface
Cellular component (GO): plasma membrane
Source: RefSeq, a predicted model, not a curated record
GGUCGUCGGUCGCUGAGAUUUCCGCUUGCUGUCAGUCAAUGGGAUGAAAUAUGAUGUAGGACCGCUGUAAAAAGUCACUGGACAUGGCCAAAAUACCACUUUCAAGUCGGAGUAGGGGUGUAACACCCUAUCGCUAUCUAUUCGGACCUGAUUCAGACGAGGAUGAAGAAAGUGACGAUCUCAAUCAUGUCACCAACAGGCCAUCGAGGAAAAUCGAAACAGCAAGCAGACGAAGAUCUGACAACUUGGAUGGAAGAAUACAAACAGCGAAUAGAGAUCACUUUUACAAACCCAAUGAAGUCAAAGAAGAUGUUAUUGACUACCUCACUAAGGACAAAAAACCAAAACCUAUCAUCAUUUCACACGACUCCCGUGAUAUGGGCGUGGUUAGGGCUGGGGUUCCGGAGACACCGUCAAGUUCAACGCCUUUACACAAUAAUCAUAAAUUUCCAACAAAACAAAAGAACACAUUCCAUUAUGAGUUUGGCCUGUAUGAGUUAUUGAUCGGACUUGGGUCAAUCAUAUUAUAUUUUGGAGAUUUUGGAACUGACAUUUGGCUUGUCGUGAAAUAUUUCAUAAAAGGGGAAAUAUUCUACGGUUCAGUUUCACUUGUACUCACAGCGGGGCCGUCAGUUGUGACAUGUGGCCUCGGUCUCACCUGGUAUGUUUUGGACUAUAAAAGAGAAAAAGAAGCAUUGACUGAAGCAAGACGGGACAAAGACCCAAGUAAACUUGAAAAAGUGAAUGAGAAGAUAACACCAGGCUAUCAGUGGGCACUUAGGUUCAUCAUGACAGCUCUACAAUUUGGACCAGUGAUCAGGAUUUCAGAGUACAUAUACAAUGGUUGGAUGUUCAUGAAGUCAGAGGGCAAGUUAAAGAAGCACUACUAUUGGUUGAUGUUGUAUGAAGAUGUGGAUGCAUGUCUUCUUCGACUAUUUGAGAGUUUCCUGGAAUCGGCUCCACAGCUCACCUGGCAGCUGUAUGUGUGGAUCAUGCUGAAGCCGGAGGAGGAUGUGGUGGGAUUGUCACUCAGGUUGGGCUCUCUGAUGUCGUCCUGGCUGUCACUGGCUGUGUCGCUGUUGUCGUAUCACCGCUCACUCAGGUUCUCCAGGGAGGAGAAGGCUGUCAUGGAGAUCCGAUCCAUCCCCUUCUACUUCAUAUGGCGGGCCAGCGAGGUCGGGACACGUGUUCUUUGUUUGUGCCUCUUCGCGUCUUCCUUCCAAGCGUUUGUGUUCAUCCCUGUGGGAAUGCACUGGGUCAUCAUAUCAGUCUGGCUCAUGUGCCAAAAAACAAGGUUUUACAAAGAUAAUCUCUGUUUUGAAAAGUUCUUUGACAUUAUCUGUGGUUAUGUAAUGAUAUUUUGUUUUUUGAACCUGAAGGAAGGUCAUUCAAGGUUUAGGUAUUUGUUGUAUUACGCUCUGUUCUAUUCCGAAAAUAUUGCAAUGUUGACAGUUUGGUUUUUGUAUUCCUCGCAUGUCGGAGAAUGGUUUCAUGUUGGAGGCUUCAUCGCCAUUUUGACCAUGGCAGGAUUGCAUGUGGUUUUCCAGCUGCUCUACUACAUGUGUUGCCAUCCAACUGACAACAUCAAGUUUUGCUUGCCGUGUGAACAGUACACAUGCUACGAGCUUGUUUGUCAUGACUCAGAAGAAACAGCUGAUCGUGUCAAUGUAGAAAUGAUUGUGAAACGUCCCAGUCAAGCACAACAGGAGAAAGAACAGACACAGAUAUGAACAAGGAUAUAGAGAAUCUCUUCUGCUUACCACCGUGUUAGUCAAAAUUUGUUUUCACUUAUACAUCCACCAAUGUUCAUGUUUAGGAUUUCAAGUAUUUGCCAUUUUUGGUAAAUAUGUAUUUUAUUUUUACUUUUAGAGUUGCAGAAAGUAUAGCUUGUUAUUUCAAUGUUGAAAUCCACAACUCACAUCCAAUUGUCUCUGAUUCUUCAUGUUCUUAGCUACUGACAUACAUGCUGUGUAUCAGUGUUGGAAAAAUUAAGAUUGAGAGGGAUCGUUGUCUCAAUCCUAAUGUUAAAAAGCAAAUACUAUAACAUCAAACAUCAAGGAUCCCACGAUGCCUGUUAAUUUAAAGGCGACAGUUGAUAUAAUCUGUUAGUAAUCCUCAAGGUAGGAUUACGACAAAAUCUGUUUUUGCUGAUUUGGGAUUCUAUAUUCUGAUUUUGA